AUGGAAGGACUUGAGAAACUACGACCAGUCGGUCGUUUGGAACAGUACUCGACGGCCCGUCACCAGGCUGGGUUCUAUCUCAAUGUCGCAGUGACUGCGAGUUAUGUUCUGCCGGAUACAUUCCACCUGUCUCUCAAACAUUACGUAUACCAUGCGUGCGAGUCACUAAUUGCCGAGCAUCCCGCUCUGUCCGCAAUUCCCGCUGCGGAUGAUACGCAACAGCCCUACUUUGUCCGAUUACCCCAGAUUGACCUUGAUCGGACGGUCUCCUUCAAAGUAGGCGAGCUAGGUGGUAGUUCAGCUGUGACUGAGGAUGGGAAUCCUGUCCCAGAUCCUGAACUGCAAGCUCUGUUAGAAAGGCAGCACAACACGCCCUUCUCAGCACCAGACACAUACUGGAGACUGUGUGUGCUCACUGAUCCGUCCAAUCCAAGAAGAUUCACAGCCGCAUUUGUCUUCCACCAUGCAUUGGGUGAUGGAACCUCUGGUAAAGCCUUUCACCAGACCUUCCUCCGAGCUCUUGAAUCAGCCGCAACCCAAAGCAUGGAGCCCAACUCUCUCAUCCGGUCCCCUUCUCGGCCAAUGCUGCCCAACAUAGAGCAAAUUCACCCCAUGCCACUUUCUCUAUGGUUCCUGACCAAAAAGAUCUUCCAAGCAAAAGUCUAUUCUCCCAGGCAUCCCGGUCUAUGGAGUGGAGGCAAGAUCCAAACCGAAGGAAGCACCCUGGUCCGCCUGGUCUCUUUCUCCAGGUCCCUCGUCACCUCACUUCGAAAAGUGUGCCGUGGAGAAGAAACGACCAUCACGGCGCUUUUGCAGACGUCCCUUGCUCGCUCGCUCUUUGUCCAUCUCCCCGAUCACUAUACCUACCUCAACUGUUCCGGUGCCAUCUCCUGUCGGCGUUGGCUACCCGAUGAGAUUACCGACGAGGUCAUAGGCGUCUACGUGACCGACCUUGAAGAGUCAUACACGCGCACCGCCACACUCGGUGAUGCCGGUACGGAUGUUUUUCCCUGGGCCGAAGCCCGACGCUCGCGACAGACCAUCGAAGCAGCCCUGCAGCGUAAAGGGCGCGAUGGAGGCCCUAAUCUUUUGAGAUAUGUCAGUAAUUUCCAGCAAGAAAUCUGCUACUCCAAGCUGGGAUGUGAGCGCGAUAAGAGCUACGAGGUUUCCAAUAUCGGGGCUCUGUCAUGUGAAUUCGGUCCUGAAAAGCCACGUAUCGAAGGCAUGGUGUUCUCCCAGUGUGCGAGUGUCAUUGGAAAUGCAAUUGGUGUUUCUGUCGUGACGGGUGGUGACGGUUGUAUGGUACUGGCUGUGACGUGGCAGGAAGGUGUGGUUGACGCGGCCCUGGUUGAAGAUUCGAUUGGUUACUUGAGAGGUGAGCUGGGGAGGCUGGCGGAGGCUUGA
Molecule: messenger RNA, 1404 nt
Organism: Penicillium oxalicum
Lineage: Eukaryota; Fungi; Ascomycota; Eurotiomycetes; Eurotiales; Aspergillaceae
Exons: 2
Coding region: 1-1404 (467 amino acids)
Molecular function (GO): N-acetyltransferase activity
Source: RefSeq, a predicted model, not a curated record